UCCGGGCUGAGGCGCGGGCGGGCGCGGUCAUGGCGGCGCCCACGUACGUGUCCCUCGACGGCCGCCCGGUCCGGGCCCGGGCGCUGGCGCUGGCCCCAGCGCUGUGCCUGCUGGUCGGUCUGUCCCUCGGCCGCCUGGCGGGCGCGGUCCCGGCCCCGGGGCCCCGCGGGGCGCGCGACGGGCCGGUGCCGGCCGCCUGCCGCUCGGUGCUGCUGGACGCCGCGUCGGGCCAGCUGCGCCUGGUGGACGGCCUCCAGCCCGGGGCGGUGGCCUGGGCCAACCUCACCAACGCCAUCCCCGAGACUGGGUGGGCCUUCCUGGAGCUGGGCACCAGCGGCGACUACAAUGACAGCCUGCAGGCCUACGCAGCUGGUGUGGUGGAGGCCUCCGUGUCAGAGGAGCUCAUCUACAUGCACUGGAUGAACACGAUGGUGAACUACUGCGGCCCCUUUGAGUAUGAGGUUGGCUACUGCGAGCGGCUCAAGAGCUUCCUGGAGACCAACCUGGAGUGGAUGCAGCAGCAGAUGGAGCUGCACCCAGACUGCCCCUACUGGCACCAGGUGCGGCUGACCCUCCUGCAGCUGAAGGGCCUGGAGGAUAGCUACGAGGGCCACUUGAGCUUCCCCACUGGGAGGUUCUCCAUCAAGCCUCUGGGGUUCCUACUGCUGCAGAUCUCAGGUGACCUGGAGGACCUAGAGCUGGCCCUGAACAAGAGUAAGACCAGGGCAACCCUGGGCUCCGGCUCCUGCUCCGCCCUCCUCAAGUUGCUGCCCGGCCAGCGGGACCUGCUGGUGGCCCACAACACGUGGAACGCCUACCAGUACAUGCUGCGCGUCCUCAAGAAGUACCAGCUGCAGUUCCGGGUGGGCCCCCGAGAGGACUUCCCCCUGGCUCCGGGGAACAAGGUGGUCUUCUCAUCCUACCCGGGCACCAUCCUCUCCGGUGACGACUUCUACAUCCUGGGUAGCGGGCUGGUCACCCUGGAGACCACCAUCGGCAACAGGAACCCGGCGCUGUGGAAGUACGUGCAGCCCGAGGGCUGCGUGCUCGAGUGGCUGCGCAACACCGUGGCCAACCGCCUGGCGGUGGACGGGGCCAGCUGGGCGGAUGUCUUCAAGAGGCUUAACAGCGGCACGUACAAUAACCAGUGGAUGGUCGUGGACUACAAGGCAUUUACCCCCGGGAGGACCGGCCCCGGCAGCAAGGUGCUCACCGUCCUGGAACAGAUCCCGGGCAUGGUGGUGGUGGCAGACAGGACGGAGGAGCUCUACAAGAAGACCUACUGGGCCAGCUACAACAUCCCGUCUUUCGAGUCUGUGUUCAAUGCCAGUGGACUGCAGGCCCUGGUGGCCCAGUACGGGGACUGGUUUUCCUACAGCAAGAGCCCCCGCGCCCAGAUCUUCCUGCGGAACCAUUCCCUGGUGCACAACGUGGACUCCAUGGUGCGGCUGAUGAGGUACAACGACUACCUCCACGACCCCCUGUCCCGGUGUGAAGCCUGCAGCCCGAAGCCCAACGGGGAAAACGCCAUUUCUGCCCGCUCUGACCUCAACCCAGCCAACGGCUCCUACCCCUUCCCGGCACUGCGCCAGCGCUCGCACGGGGGUAUCGACGUGAAGGUGACCAGCAUGUCAAUGGCCAAGACGCUGAGCCUGCAGGCCGUCAGCGGCCCCACGUGGGACCAGGUGCCCGCAUUCCAGUGGAGCACCUCACCCUUCCGGGACAUGCUGCACAUGGGCCACCCUGACCUCUGGAAGUUCGCCCCUGUGGAGGUGUCGUGGGGCUGAGGUGCCCCCUCGCCUUGCUGCCGCUGUGGAGCCCGGGCAGGGCCUCCCUCCCCUGCCCGCCCUCGCGGAGCCUCCGUCCGCCCUCUGGGAGCCAGGGCAGGGAGAGGCCGACUCAGCAUCACUCCUGAAGAGCGCAGGCGCCAGCCCUGUCUCCCGAUCUGCACUGUCUCUGCCGUGGUCCCCCUGCUCUGCUCGUCCCCAGGGCACUGUGGGCGGGGCCCCACUGCCCCCCAGGAAGUGGGCCACGCCCCUCCCUGGCAGCUUCCUUGAAGACAGAAACUUGAAAACCAAAACCAAAGUUUCUGGCCACUCGUGGUUGGAGGGUCCUGAGUGCCCGUCCUGAGUGCCCGUCCUGAGUGCCCUGCAGGGCCAGCGGGAGUGUCACCCUGCGCUCCUGCCUCACGUCCCCCCCCCAGCCUGGCCUGCCCCUGGUCUCUGGGCAGCGCCCACAGCCCCUGCUGUAGGAGCCAAACCACAGGCUGUGCCACAUUAAACACGGGAGGCUGUGA
Cavia porcellus (domestic guinea pig) is the source of this 2296-nucleotide messenger RNA. It is a transcript of the gene Plbd2, whose product is annotated as phospholipase B domain containing 2. Gene Ontology annotation, biological process: phospholipid catabolic process. The coding region runs from base 30 to 1787 and encodes 585 amino acids. The transcript has 12 exons. The record is from RefSeq and is a predicted model, not a curated record. Gene Ontology annotation, cellular component: extracellular region. Lineage: Eukaryota; Metazoa; Chordata; Mammalia; Rodentia; Caviidae. Gene Ontology annotation, molecular function: glycerophospholipase activity.